Messenger RNA from Cheilinus undulatus (humphead wrasse), 1079 nucleotides. RefSeq names its product RAB38c, member of RAS oncogene family (gene rab38c). The transcript is spliced from 4 exons. The record is from RefSeq and is a predicted model, not a curated record. Gene Ontology annotation, cellular component: Golgi apparatus; vesicle; trans-Golgi network. Bases 453 to 1079 code for a protein of 208 amino acids. Gene Ontology annotation, molecular function: GTPase activity; GTP binding. Lineage: Eukaryota; Metazoa; Chordata; Actinopteri; Labriformes; Labridae. Gene Ontology annotation, biological process: vesicle-mediated transport.
UGUAAUUUGAAUGUUGGGCUGUCCUGUCAAAGCUGAAUAGUGGUAUUGAUAAUGACACGUCAGCAAAGGUCCGAAGUCCGCUUUAGAAAUUCACGGCAUACCGUGAAGCUUAUUUUGACGAGGAGCACGUGAACGCAUCAGUUCACAAACGUGGUACUGGAGUUUUCAGAGAGGUGCAGUCUGUCGUGGAGUAAACGGACUCCGGCUGCCAGAUGUGAUUAAACGGGCGGACUAUCAGGAUGUGGGUCGCAUUUUUAUAAAUCUAGGUGAUCUUGGGCCAGUCUGUUUUUUUCUGACUUCACUGGACAGGAAAACAUAUCUUAACGAUCUCAUUUUGCCCUGACAAUGGUUUGGUUUUAGCUAGUUUAAUUUUUUUUUUUUUACGCGUAGAUCUUUCAUUAAGUGUAUUUAAGUCUAUAGAGGGAGCCUUUUUUUAUUGCAGAGCUGCAGCCAUGCAGCAGGAGCUGUUGUUUAAAGUCCUGGUCAUCGGGGAUUUGGGAGUGGGGAAAACGUCCAUCAUUAAGCGGUACGUGCAUCACAUCUUCUCCCAACACUACAGAGCCACCAUCGGGGUGGACUUCGCCCUCAAGGUGCUUCAAUGGGACAAUGACACUGUGGUCCGUCUUCAGCUGUGGGACAUAGCAGGACAGGAGAGGUAUGGGAACAUGACUCGUGUUUAUUAUCGUGAGGCGGUGGGGGCGCUGAUGGUGUUCGAUGUGACGAGGGCCUCAACCUUUGACGCUGUGCUGAAGUGGAAGGACGACUUAGACUCCAAGGUGACCCUGAACCACGGGAGACCAGUUCCAGCUGUACUCUUGGCAAAUAAGUCAGACCAGUUGGCUUACCAGACACCCAAACUAGACAAUUUCUGCAGGGAAAAUGGCUUUGCUGGCUGGUUUGAGACCUCUGCAAAGGAAAACAAAAACAUAGAGGAGGCAGUGUGUUGCCUAGUGGAGCACAUCCUGAACAACGAAGAGACCCCGGUUGUAGUAGAGCGAGACCCCGGCUCUCUUGUCCUGUCCGGCUACUCAAGCACCAGGAAGGAUCAUUUCAACUGCUCAUCAUGUGUGAAAUGGUGA